Salvia miltiorrhiza (redroot sage) is the source of this 1551-nucleotide messenger RNA. RefSeq names its product 60S ribosomal protein L4. The transcript has 2 exons. The record is from RefSeq and is a predicted model, not a curated record. Bases 91 to 1308 code for a protein of 405 amino acids. Gene Ontology annotation, cellular component: ribosome; cytosolic large ribosomal subunit. Lineage: Eukaryota; Viridiplantae; Streptophyta; Magnoliopsida; Lamiales; Lamiaceae. Gene Ontology annotation, molecular function: RNA binding; structural constituent of ribosome. Gene Ontology annotation, biological process: translation.
GUAUAUAAAUGUAUAAAUAUUUUUCCUUUGCUCCAUUCUCAACCCUAAAUUCUCACUCCACCCAAAACCCUAAACUCAGAGCUUGAGGAAAUGGCUGCUGCCGCCGCCCGCCCUCUCGUCACCGUGCAGUCGCUCGAGAGCGACAUGGCAACCGACGCCAACUCCGUGCCUCUUCCUGAUGUCAUGAAGGCGGCGAUCCGCCCCGACAUCGUCACGUUCGUGCACGGCCAGAUCUCCAAAAACUCCCGCCAACCCUACGCCGUCUCCAAGCGCGCCGGCCACCAGACCUCCGCCGAGUCGUGGGGAACCGGUCGUGCCGUAUCACGUAUCCCCCGUGUGCCCGGCGGCGGAACGCACCGUGCCGGACAGGGAGCCUUCGGAAACAUGUGCCGCGGCGGGCGUAUGUUCGCGCCGACGAAGAUCUGGCGACGCUGGCACAGGAGGGUUAACGUCACGCAGAAGCGCCACGCUGUCGUCUCGGCGAUCGCCGCCUCCGCUGUUCCAUCGCUGGUGCUCGCUCGUGGGCACAAGAUUGAGGAGGUUCCUGAGUUGCCCUUGGUUGUCUCCGACGCUGCUGAGGCUGUCGAGAAAACCAGCGCGGCGCUCAAAGUUUUGAAGCAAAUCGGAGCUCAUCCAGAUGCGGAAAAGGCAAAGGAUAGCCAGGGAAUCCGUGCAGGUAAGGGAAAAAUGCGUAAUCGUAGAUACAUUUCUAGGAAGGGGCCGCUCGUUGUCUAUGGAAAUGAGGGGGCGAAGCUUGUGAAGGCCUUCAGGAACAUUCCUGGAGUUGAGGUUGCUCAUGUUUCUCGCCUUAAUCUCCUUAAGCUCGCACCGGGAGGCCACCUAGGCAGGUUUGUUAUCUGGACCAAGUCGGCAUUCGAGAAACUCGAUGAGAUUUACGGCACCUUCGACAAGGUUUCUGAGAAGAAGAAUGGAUACGUUCUGCCGAGGGCGAAGAUGGUGAAUGCCGAUCUCGCUAGGAUUAUUAACUCUGAUGAGGUGCAGUCGGUUGUGAAACCGAUCAAGAAGGAGGUGAAGAGGGCCCCAUUGAAGAAGAAUCCAUUGAAGAAUCUCAAUGUGAUGUUGAAGUUGAACCCUUACGCUAAGGCUGCUAGGAGGAUGGCGCUUUUGGCUGAGGCGCAGAGGGUUAAGGCGAAGCAGGAGAAGCUUGAUAAGAAGAGGAAGCCGAUCACUAAGGAGGAAGCUUCAGCGAUCAAGUCGGCUAGCAAAUCAUGGUACAAGACCAUGAUCUCGGAUAGUGACUACACAGAAUUUGAGAACUUCACAAAGUGGUUGGGUGCGUCUCAGUGAUUCAAAUCUUGAUUUAAGUUUGUUAUAGUCUUUAUAUUAAUCUUGAACUCUGUUACUGUUUUUUGCCUUUGAGCUAUCUUAAGACAUGGACGUGGUUGUGUGGGAUAAGAAUGACUGCAAUAUCUUUUCUAUCUCAAGUUUAGUUCUUCAUUCCCUUGUUAUGUUGGAGCACAAGUAUCUCGCUGUUAGUUGGAGAAAUUUUGGUUUAGAUAUUAUUUCAAUGUUUUUUACGUAUUUUUAUUA